UGUUCCAUAGCAUUUGCUAAAAGCUUUCGUAUCGCACAGCACAAAUUAUUAAAAAUAGAAUUAAAUUGAAAAUUAACAUUCGACUUUGUAUUCUUGUUAAAAAAAAUUUAUAAUAAAAUAUAACAGUACGCAAUAACUUGUUUAUCAUGUCUUACGUGUUCCUCUCCAUUGCCUUAGUGAUAGUGGCUUUGGUAUUACUCUACUUGCACAACCAUUACAGUUAUUGGGCGCGGCGCGGCAUACCGCAGGAGGAUCCCAUCUAUGGGCUUGGCAAUAUGAAAGGUAUCGGACGUGAGUUUCACUUUCGCGACAUAAAUUCACGUCUCUAUGAGCGAUUCAAGCGCAGUGCUUCACCACUGGGUGGCAUUUACAUGUUUUUCAUGCGCAGUGCUUUUAUUGUCGAUCUGGACAUAAUCAAACAUAUAUUGAUAAAAGAUUUCUCAAGCUUUCACGAUCGCGGUAUAUUCAGCAAUGUGCGGGAUGAGCCGCUCACAGGGCAUUUGCUAAGGCUAGAGGGCGAACAGUGGCGCGCCAUGCGCAAUAAGUUGACACCUGUCUUUACAUCGGGUAAAAUGAAGUUUAUGUUCCCCACAGUGGUAGCAGUGGCAGAGAAUCUCAGUCGUGCAUGUGGUGAGUUCAGGACAGAAUUCGAAGUGAGGGAAUUAACUGCGCGUUACACCACCGACGUGAUUGGCACUUGUGCGUUUGGAAUUGAGUGCAACAGCUUGUCCGAUCCGAAUGCCGAGUUUCGUAAUUACGGUCGUUUGAUUUUCGGAAAGCCGCGUCACUCACAGCUCGUACAGGCGCUCAUAUUAUUUAAUCCUGAGUUGGCGCGUAAACUGCGUUGCAAAGUGUUCAACGAUGAGGUCACAGAGUUCUUUAUCAAUGCCGUGCGUAGCACUGUUGAGUAUCGCGUCCAGAAUAAAGUGAAACGAAAUGAUUUCAUGGAUAUGUUAAUUGAGAUGAUGGCCGAGGAUCAAGAGGCAGCAGCGCAGCAUGAUAGUAUAGAUUUAUCGCAGGGCUUGACGCUGCUGCAGAUGGCGGCGCAGGCCUUUGUCUUCUUUAUAGCCGGCUUUCACACCUCGUCGACCACAAUGUCCUUCUGUUUGUAUGAACUAGCAAUGAACCAGGACAUUCAAGAUAAGCUGCGUGAGGAAAUCUUACGUGUCUUGAGCGCGCACAACAACAUAGUUACAUAUGAGGCGGUGAACGAAAUGACAUAUUUGGAACAGGUUUUGAGCGAAACGCUGCGUAAAUACACCGUGUUGCCACAUCUUUUACGCACCGCCAGUAGUGACUACCGCAUUCCCAAUACAUCACUUACUCUACCAAAAGGCUCCAAGAUAUUGAUACCCGUCGAUGCGAUACACCAUGAUCCGGAAAUUUUCCCCGAGCCCGAUAUAUUUGACCCUGCACGCUUCGAUCCUGAUAUUGCCGAGAAGCGUCAUGCCUGCGCAUAUAUGCCUUUCGGCGACGGACCACGUAACUGUAUUGGUCUGCGGUUUGGCAAGAUGCAGGCCAAGGUUGGUCUUAUUCAUUUGCUGCGGGACUACAAAUUCAUUCCUUCCACACGCACUGAAAACCCCAUUGUGUUGAGCAAACGGAAUUUCGUUAUAGAAGCGGAAAAUGGUAUUUAUUUGAAGGCGGUGAGAGUAAGAUAAAGAAAAGAUGCAUAAAUGACCUCGCAAAACAAUUUUUUUUAUUUUUGAUGCUUCAGGCAGAAAAUGACGAUUAUUAGCUUGAGGUUAUCUGCUUAUGAGAAUAAAUAAGUCUUACAAUUCUUAUUCUGCAACUUGUUCUAUUUUAUUUUGAUUUGUUGUAGAGUAAUUUAAAGGCUUAAAAUAAUUAAAUUUUAUUAAAACGCUUUCAGCUAUAAAAAUAUAAUAAAUUCAUUAAAUGUAUGCAGCACUCGAUGAUUCUCAAUAUCCAUUUUUAGUACUUUGAUCGUAAAAUCUAUGUAUGUACAGUGGCUCACAGCCAAAGCGAUGCAGCUGAGUACGAAAUAGUAUAAUAAGUUUUAUUUAAAAAUCAAAUAAAUUUUCAAAAAAACAUAAAUGCCAGUUAAUAGCAGCAGAUAUGCACAUGCGGUAUUUAUUUUGCAUUCAAAAA
Ceratitis capitata (Mediterranean fruit fly) is the source of this 2109-nucleotide messenger RNA. Its product is annotated as probable cytochrome P450 6a14. The transcript is spliced from 2 exons. Gene Ontology annotation, molecular function: oxidoreductase activity, acting on paired donors, with incorporation or reduction of molecular oxygen; iron ion binding; monooxygenase activity. Bases 147 to 1661 code for a protein of 504 amino acids. NCBI's taxonomy places the organism in Eukaryota, Metazoa, Arthropoda, Insecta, Diptera, Tephritidae. The record is from RefSeq and is a predicted model, not a curated record.